Lucilia cuprina (Australian sheep blowfly) is the source of this 784-nucleotide messenger RNA. It is a transcript of the gene RpL11, whose product is annotated as 60S ribosomal protein L11. Lineage: Eukaryota; Metazoa; Arthropoda; Insecta; Diptera; Calliphoridae. Gene Ontology annotation, cellular component: cytosolic large ribosomal subunit; ribosome. The coding region runs from base 111 to 677 and encodes 188 amino acids. Gene Ontology annotation, molecular function: RNA binding; structural constituent of ribosome. The record is from RefSeq and is a predicted model, not a curated record. The transcript has 4 exons. Gene Ontology annotation, biological process: translation.
UUGGGUGCAAAAAAAUGACAUUUGUAUGUGACAGCUGUCAAAUUGACAGGUCCAGUGAACAGUAACUCGCGUGGUAGAGAAUUUCUUUCUUUUCCUUUUCCGAUUUCAAUAUGACGGCCGCUACUAAAGAAGCUGGAAAGAAGAUCAAAAGAGAUCCCGCCAAGAACCCUAUGCGUGAUCUGCACAUCAGAAAAUUGUGCUUGAACAUUUGUGUAGGUGAAUCUGGUGAUAGAUUGACUCGUGCCGCUAAGGUGUUGGAACAAUUGACUGGUCAACAACCCGUCUUUUCCAAGGCCCGCUACACUGUGCGUUCUUUUGGUAUUCGUCGUAAUGAAAAGAUCGCCGUACACUGCACCGUUCGUGGUGCCAAGGCUGAAGAAAUCUUGGAACGUGGUCUUAAAGUACGUGAAUACGAGUUGAGACGUGACAACUUCUCUGCCACCGGCAACUUUGGUUUCGGUAUCCAAGAACACAUCGAUUUGGGUAUCAAAUACGAUCCCUCCAUCGGUAUCUAUGGUUUAGAUUUCUACGUUGUACUCGGCCGUCCAGGCUACAAUGUUGCCCACAGAAAACGCAAAUCUGGUACAGUUGGUUUCCCCCACCGUCUUACCAAGGAAGAUGCCAUGAAAUGGUUCCAACAGAAAUACGAUGGUAUCAUUCUUAACAGCAAGAAAUAAAUGGCAUUAUUUAUUUUUAAGUAACAUUCACAAUAAAACUAAUAUUACAAAAAGGACAUCUUGUAAUAUAUAGUUGUAUUAAAAAUAAAUACUUUUUCUAAAACAAA